AUGGAAGGAAACAGUUUGCAGAUUCCAUACAUCUCUUCCCCUCGCUAUCUACGCCUGCAUUUAGCCUUGCAAACCCUAUCGGGCAAUCCUGGAUUUAUAUCCCGAAUGGAUUCAAAAGGCUCCAUUGACAGCGUACCUGGUAUUAUUGACGCCAACUUGAGGUCCUCAUCGAGAAGAAGCAUUUCUUCAUUUCGAUCGAAAGGUUCGGGUACAAAUUCUAGUAGGGAAGUGGCAUUAGAUGAUUUGGGAUCGAAGCGUGUGCAAUAUGGAUCUAGGGGAGCUGAGUCUGAGAUAUUUGGCAUGUCAUUAAAGGAGAUAAAUGAUGAGGAUGCUAGGUUGGUGUAUAUAAAUGAUAUUGAGAAGACAAAUGAGAGGUUUCAGUUUGCUGGUAAUUCCAUUAGAACGGGAAAAUAUUCUAUCUUGACAUUCUUGCCUAGGAAUUUAUUUGAGCAGUUCCAUAGAGUUGCCUACAUAUAUUUCCUUGUGAUUGCUGUGCUUAACCAGCUUCCUCAACUAGCCGUCUUUGGGCGGGAAGCCUCCAUUUUGCCCUUAGCCUUUGUCCUGCUAGUUACAGCAGUUAAAGAUGCUUAUGAGGAUUGGCGGCGCCAUAGAUCAGAUAAGAUUGAAAACAACAGAAAUGCAUCAGUUCUGGUCAAUGAUCAGUUUCAGCUCAAGAGAUGGAAGGACAUUCGGGUUGGUGAAAUCAUCAAAGUUCACGCAAAUGAAACUCUUCCUUGUGACAUGGUGCUUCUCUCUACCAGCGAUGCAACUGGGGUUGCCUAUGUGCAGACUAUUAACUUAGAUGGGGAAUCAAAUUUGAAGACCCGGUAUGCAAAGCAAGAGACCUUUUUGAAGGUUCCAGAGAAGGACAAGAUUACUGGAUUGAUCAAAUGUGAGAAGCCUAAUAGAAACAUAUAUGGGUUUCAAGCCAACAUGGAUAUUGAUGGGAAAAGGCUGUCACUUGGACCCUCUAACAUCGUUCUCCGAGGAUGUGAGCUCAAGAAUACUGCUUGGGCACUUGGGGUGGUUGUGUACGCCGGUCGUGAGACAAAAGCAAUGCUCAACAGCUCAGGUGCACAAUCAAAGAGGAGCAGGCUCGAGACUCAGAUGAACUUUCAGAUUAUCAUCCUUUCUCUCUUUCUUGCUGCUUUAUGCAUAGUUGUCUCAGUCUGUGCUGCAGUAUGGCUGAGGCGCCAUAGGAAUGAGCUGGAUGACAUGCCCUUUUACAGGAGAAAAGAUUUCUCUGAGGAGGGUGAAGUGAAAGACUUUAAUUAUCUUGGCUGGGGAUUGGAGAUAGCUUUCACAUUUCUUAUGUCAGUCAUCGUGUUCCAGGUCAUGAUCCCCAUUUCUUUGUACAUAUCAAUGGAGCUUGUCCGGCUUGGUCAGGCAUACUUCAUGGUCCGAGAUACCCAAAUGUAUGAUGAGGCCUCAAAUACAAAAUUUCAGUGUAGGGCUUUGAAUAUAAAUGAAGAUUUAGGACAAGUAAAGUAUAUAUUCUCAGAUAAAACAGGUACACUAACAGAGAACAAGAUGGAAUUUCAUUGUGCUAGCAUUAUGGGAGUUGAUUACAGCGGUGGAGAAGCUAACACAGAAACUGAACAUGUUGGCCAUGCUAUCGAAGUGAAUGGGAAGAUUUUGAGACCAAAGAUGAAGGUGAAGACUGAUCCAGAGUUACUACAGUUGGCAAGAAGUGGAAAUGGCACAAAGGAAGGAAAAUGUAUUUAUAAUUUCUUCCUUGCAUUGGCAGCUUGCAACACCAUUGUACCUAUCGUCAUAGACACAUCUGAUCCAACCUUGAAAUUGGUAGAUUAUCAAGGGGAGUCCCCAGACGAACAAGCAUUGGUUUAUGCUGCAGCUGCAUAUGGGUUUAUGCUUGUAGAACGUACUUCUGGCCAUAUAGUUAUUGAUAUUCGAGGAGAAAAACAAAGGUUCAAUGUUUUGGGUUUGCAUGAGUUUGACAGUGACAGAAAGAGAAUGUCUGUAAUAUUAGGGUGCCCUGACAAGUCUGUGCAAGUCUUCGUAAAGGGUGCUGACACAUCCAUGUUUAGUGUGAUUGACAAAUCUCUUUCCAUGAAUGUUAUGCAUGCAACUGAAGCCCACCUUCACGCUUACUCCUCUCGGGGCUUGAGAACCCUUGUUGUUGGCAUGAGGGAACUCAGUGAUAGAAAGUUCGAACAAUGGCACUCUUCCUUUGAACAUGCAAGCACUGCACUGAUUGGUAGGGCUGCAUUGCUCCGCAAAGUUGCAAGCACUGUGGAAAAUAAUCUUUCCAUACUUGGUGCCUCUGGUAUUGAAGAUAAGUUGCAACAAGGUGUGCCAGAAGCCAUAGAGUCUCUUAGAAUCGCAGGGAUGAAAGUGUGGGUUCUCACUGGGGACAAGCAAGAAACGGCCAUAUCAAUUGGCUACUCCUCAAAGCUCCUAACAGCAAAGAUGACCCAGGUUACAAUAAACAGCAACUCUAAGGAGUCAUGUAGGAAAAGUUUACAAGAUGCUAUUGUUAUGGUGAAGAAGCUGACGACAGUUCCUGCAGUCAUGAAUGGUGCUGAGAUUGAUUCCGUAGCUGGUGUAACUCCUGUGGCCUUGAUUAUUGAUGGUACCAGCCUUGUGUAUGUACUUGACAGUGAACUUGAAGAGCAGCUCUUCCAAUUAGCUGGUUUUUGUUCUGUGGUUCUAUGUUGCCGAGUUGCUCCAUUGCAAAAAGCUGGAAUUGUUGCCCUUGUAAAGAACAGGACUGAUGACAUGACACUGGCCAUUGGGGAUGGUGCAAACGACGUUGCAAUGAUACAAAUGGCAGAUGUAGGAGUUGGGAUAUCUGGUCAAGAGGGUCGGCAAGCUGUGAUGGCUUCUGAUUUUGCACUGGGACAGUUCAAAUUCCUGGUGCCACUUUUAUUGGUCCAUGGACAUUGGAACUACCAGAGGAUGGGUUACAUGAUCCUAUACAAUUUUUACAGGAAUGCAGUACUUGUUCUUGUGUUAUUUUGGUAUGUGCUCUUUACUGCUUUCACUUUGACAACAGCUGUCACUCAGUGGAGCAGUGUGUUGUACUCUAUAAUAUAUACAUCAGUUCCCACAAUUGUGGUUGCUAUUCUUGACAAGGAUCUAAAAAGGAGGACACUUCUUACAUAUCCACAACUUUAUGGAGCUGGCCAUCGAAAAGAGUGCUUCAACUUGAAACUAUUUUGGGUGACAAUGCUUGACACCUUGUGGCAAAGCCUUGCUGUCUUCUUGAUCCCCCUCUUUGCAUACUGGGGCAGCACAAUUGAUGGAUCAAGUAUAGGAGAUCUUUGGACAAUCGCGGUUGUUAUUUUGGUCAAUUUACACUUGGCAAUGGAUAUUAACCGAUGGAAUUGGAUUACUCAUGCUGCCAUUUGGGGAUCUGUAAUUGCAACUUUUAUUUGUGUCAUCGUUAUUGAUGCUUUACCAACAAUGCCUGGUUAUUGGGCCAUCUUCGAAGUCACAAAAACGGGAUUGUUUUGGUUGUGUUUGCUUGCUAUAGUUGUCGUGGCAAUUGUUCCUCGCUUUGUUGUAAAAUUUAUUUGUGAAUAUUAUAGACCUUGUGAUGUCCAUAUUGCGAGGGAAAUUGAGAAAUUUGGGAAUUGGAGGGAGUCACAAGAUGUACAAAUAGAAAUGAAUCCAAUCUCAAAUUCUGAAAGGAGGUGAAAGGUGAUUUUCUUCCUUGUGCAUCUCCUUAAUUCCUUUUACAACGGGUCAUAUUCUUUUAGGCUUCAUAAGAGUACCACUCUUCGAGUUGCCUGAUUUUCAUUACUUGCUAUCCGAAGGGUAGUGUAAACAUGUAGGCUUGUGUUUCAUCUUCUAUUUGUUAAUUAAUAUUGUAAAUUAGCAAGGUCUACAGCUUAGGAUGUAACCCACAUAAAUGAGAUUUUCUUUUACUUUCA
Messenger RNA from Carica papaya (papaya), 3896 nucleotides. NCBI's taxonomy places the organism in Eukaryota, Viridiplantae, Streptophyta, Magnoliopsida, Brassicales, Caricaceae. The record is from RefSeq and is a predicted model, not a curated record.